AUGCCCGACAGGACGUUAUUUGUGAGGUCAAAUUGAGGAAUAUUGUUUCACAGAAAACUGUCACAUGGAUAGCUGAUUGUUACUCGUCAGAGUAAACUCGGGAUUGGUUGGUUGAGAAUGUUUGCCUUUGCAUUUAGGUUCAUUUCAAGCUGAAUGCCCCAAGGAGACCGCAGGAACUUCCGGGCGAAAUGGAGGAAAGCAGCUCCCUCGCACUGGGCCUGUAUGGGCUCCUCACUGUGGUGCUCGGGGUAGCAGUUGCUUUCCACUUUCAGAAAUCUGAAGUACGUUUAAACUUGAGCGCCGUCAGCAGUGUCUCUUCGCUGCUGUUAUUGGUGGUUGCGUCCCUGUGUUCCCUUUACUUACCGCAGGCCAUGGGAUUCGUGUUUUUCGCUCUCUCCUGCUAUCUGGUUUAUCGGUCGUGCUCCGAUGGAAUACUUUCUCCGGAAGGGAAGGCUGUUCUGAUCACUGGUUGUGACUCAGGCUUUGGACACAGUUUGGCCAAGCGACUCCAUUCGCUUGGUUUCCAUGUGUUUGCACUGGUGCUUCAAGAGGAGAGCGAUGGCGCUCAAGAACUCAAGUCGGUCUGUUCUGAUCGACUCACCGUAAUUGAAAUGGAUGUGACAAAUCAUGCAAUGAUCCAAGAAGUUCGAAAAGAAGUUGCAAAACAACUAAAUAACCGGGGACUCUUUGCAUUAGUUAAUAAUGCUGGUGUCAUAAUCCAUAUUGGUGAUGCAGAAAUCAUCCCAACAGAUGCUUACAAACGAUGUAUGGAAGUCAAUUUCCUUGGAACAGUCCAAGUUACUAAGGCAUUUUUACCCUUUAUUCGUCGAGCAAAAGGAAGGAUUAUUAACAUUUCUAGUCCCUCAGGGGAACUACCACUUGGAGGCAUGUCAGCAUAUGGAGCAUCCAAAGCAGCACUUGAGUUUUUUUCGGACAUUUUGCGUCAAGAGAUGAAACCCUGGGGAGUAAACAUAUCCAUUAUCCAACCUGGUGCUACCAAAACCGCACAAGUUGGGAAUGUCAACUUCUGGGUGCAACAACAUCAAAAACUUAUGGAAGGCCUCUCUCCAGAACUCCUUCACGAUUAUGGAGAAGAAUAUGUUGAUGAAAUUCAGCGAAGGAUCACGUCAAUAGGUCCACUUUUCCGACAGCACGUUGGCCCAGUUAUUGACACAAUUGUCACGGCUUUGUUAGCACAAUACCCAAAGCCGAGAUACACCACUGAGUUUGUGAUUGAUGUGUUAAAAGUUCUCUACUACUUCCUGCCUUCUUUGGUCACUGAUACUGUUCUUAAUCAAGUUUUCAUUGCUCAUAGACUUUCACCAAAAGGUGCAAGAAAGGUUAACAACAGCCAAUGAAACUCUAAAUGCUUGAGGCUUGUGCUUUAUAUGUAAUGCUUUCAAAUUAUUAAGUUUUCAAUCCGUAAUUUUGCUGGCCACAUUGAGUAAGUUAGUUUGUUGUUGAGCUGAACAUUGUACCUGGAAAGUAAAUUGAUGUGUUAGCAGUGAAUAAUGAUGCCUCAUUUAAAGCAAUUUGUGGACAUUAAUACUAAUUCUGUGGCUGAUGAAAUGGAUAUGGUAACGAAGUAGCAAAGGCAAAGAUAUGUAAUGAAUGUUCUUCUUCACUGUUUUUGUAGAAUGCCUCAUUUCUAGAUAGAGUAAAAAGGAAAAUCAAAUAGAGUCCCUUUAUGUAGGAGGCAAUAAGGACUGCAGAUGCUGGAAGCCAGAGUCAAUACAUGUGGAGCUGGAAAAGCAUAGCAUGUCAGAUAACAUCCAAGAUACAAGAAAGUCAACAUUUCAAGCCGAUAACCUUUAACCUUUGUCUGACGAAAAAUGACUUUCCUGCUCCUCGGAUGCUGUCUGAGCUGCUGUACGUUUCCAGCUCCACAUGCAUCGAAGGCAAAGAUAUGUAUUAAAUGUUCUUCUCCGCCCAUCUGAUCAAACAGUGAAGAAGUGGCAGAUGGAGUUUAAUUCCGAUAAAUGUGAGGUGCUGCAUUUUGGGAAAGCAAAUCUUAGCAGGACUUAGACAC
Molecule: messenger RNA, 2029 nt
Organism: Chiloscyllium plagiosum (whitespotted bambooshark)
Lineage: Eukaryota; Metazoa; Chordata; Chondrichthyes; Orectolobiformes; Hemiscylliidae
Product: 11-beta-hydroxysteroid dehydrogenase type 2-like
Biological process (GO): glucocorticoid metabolic process
Cellular component (GO): intracellular membrane-bounded organelle
Molecular function (GO): 11-beta-hydroxysteroid dehydrogenase (NAD+) activity
Source: RefSeq, a predicted model, not a curated record